GUUGGCAGGACUGAUGCUUAUCAGAUCAGACAGACAGAUAUCAGGAUCAUAGAAUCCAUCACUGCAGCCCAACCAGAGUUCCCAUCAGCGCUCUUCAGAGAUCAUGUCAUCUGUCCUGGAUCUCACACCUCUUUCAUUCUCUAAAGAACAGCUCACGCCUCACUCAGAGAACACGGUCUUCAGCCUGUCCCACAGCCCGACCCUCUGGACCGCUCAGGCACCCCCGGGAAACUGUGAGUACUACUGGCAUGCCAUUCUCCUCAUGACCUCAGGAGGCAGCGUGCUGAUCUGCGGCAUGGUGUUGAGCGGACUUUACUUCGCCGGGAUCUCCGUGAUGGCCACCAACAUUCUUGGCCCCGCCCUGCUCUCCCUCGGUUUGAUGGUGCUGGUAGUGGGCGUGGUUUUGGUGCCAAUAACGCAGGAAAUGAGGUAUCAGAGUGCCACGAAACGACUGUGUAAUCAGUACAAGCCUCAGGUGAACCAGUGA
Molecule: messenger RNA, 487 nt
Organism: Triplophysa dalaica
Lineage: Eukaryota; Metazoa; Chordata; Actinopteri; Cypriniformes; Nemacheilidae
Product: phosphoinositide-interacting protein-like
Exons: 2
Coding region: 104-487 (127 amino acids)
Biological process (GO): positive regulation of cation channel activity; phosphatidylinositol-mediated signaling
Molecular function (GO): phosphatidylinositol bisphosphate binding; transmembrane transporter binding
Source: RefSeq, a predicted model, not a curated record